CCAACUCCAUUGUUAGGUAGGAAAGGCGUGACGACGACUAGCACGCGCAUGGACAAGGCUACGUCGUACCACCACCGCCGCGCCGUGGGCAAUGUCGUCUCCGCCGCUGCCGUCGCCGCCGCCGUGCCGGCUGCGGCUGCUGCGCUCGUCGCGGCAGCGGCUCUCCUUGCGCCGGAGGAGACGGUGAUGAUCGGGCGUGUGCGGGAGCUGAGGCCGGUGCACCUCUUCCUGGCCGUCUUCCUCCCGGCCGCCGCGGCCACCGUCUACCUCAUGAUGCGCCCGCGGGCGGUGUACCUCGUCGACUACGCCUGCUUCCGCACGGCGCCCAACUGCCGCGUCCCCUUCGCCACCUUCCUCGAGCACGCCAAGCAGGUUCCCGUGCUCACCGAGCGCAGCGUGCGGUUCAUGACGCGGCUGCUCGAGCGGUCGGGGCUCGGGGAGGAGACGUGCCUGCCGCCGGCGCACCACUACAUCCCGACGUACAAGUACUGCACCCUCGACGCCGCAAGAGCGGAGGUCGAGCUCGUGGUGUUCUCCGCCGUCGACGAAGUCUUCGCCAAGACCGGCAUCAGCCCCGACGACGUCGACAUACUCGUCGUCAACUGCAGCCUGUUCUGCCCCACGCCGUCCUUCGUCGACAUGAUCGUGCACAAGUACAAGCUGCGCGGCGACAUCCGCAGCAUGCACCUCUCCGGCAUGGGUUGCAGCGCGAGUCUCGUCUCCGUCGGCCUCGCCAGGAACCUCCUGCAGGUGGCACCCCACGGCGCGGUGGCCCUCGUUGUCUCCACGGAGACCAUAACGCCCAACUACUACGUCGGCAACGAGCGCGCGAUGCUCCUGCCCAACUGCCUCUUCCGCAUAGGCGGCGCGGCCGCUCUGCUGUCGACGUCGCCGGCGAAGGCUCGGUUCCGGCUUAAGCACGUCGUGCGCACGCUAACAGGCGGGCAGGACAGCGCGUACCGCUGCGUGUUCCAGGAGGAGGACGAGCACGGGAACAUCGGGAUCAAUCUGAGCAAGGAUCUGAUGACAAUCGCCGGCAACGCUCUCAAGUCAAACAUCACCGCCAUCGCUCCGCUCGUCCUGCCGGCGUCGGAGCAGCUCAAGUUCGCGCUGUCGUUCAUCGCGCGGAAGGCGCUGAGCGGCAGGGUGAAGCCGUACAUCCCGGACUUCUGCGCGGCGUUCGAGCACUUCUGCAUCCACGCCGGCGGGCGGGCGGUGAUCGACGAGCUGCAGCGCAGCCUCGGCCUCUCCGACGAGCAGGUGGAGGCGUCGCGGAUGGCGCUGCACCGGUUCGGCAACACGUCGAGCAGCUCGCUGUGGUACGAGCUGGCCUACAUCGAGGCCAAGGGCCGCAUGCGCGCCGGCGACCGCGUGUGGAUGAUCGGCUUCGGCUCCGGCUUCAAGUGCAACAGCGCGGCGUGGGAGUGCAUCUCGCCGGCGCGCGAUGCCGACGGGCCGUGGGUAACGUCGAUCCACAGGUACCCGGUGGACAUUCCCGACGUGCUCAAGCAUUAAUCACAGAGAGCGUCGUUGUGCUAUGGAAUAAUGCAGAGUUCAAUACUCAACAGCCGUAAUUGUCCUGUUUAUUGUGCUAAAAAACUAUUUAGAUGGUUAUAUAAACAACGGGUGGACAUUCACCCAUAUGCUAAAAAACUGCUUCUCUGUCUCUAUAUGCACUACAGAUGUCAUACAGAGUACAUGUCUGGUUAACUUGUUAUGCUGCUAUAAAGUGCUAUUGUUGACGAGAAAAAUAUACAUAUUGUUUCGUAAUCCUAAAUUUAUAUUU
Messenger RNA from Oryza brachyantha (malo sina), 1786 nucleotides. Its product is annotated as 3-ketoacyl-CoA synthase 6-like. The coding region runs from base 49 to 1515 and encodes 488 amino acids. The transcript has a single exon. Gene Ontology annotation, molecular function: acyltransferase activity, transferring groups other than amino-acyl groups. Gene Ontology annotation, biological process: fatty acid biosynthetic process. The record is from RefSeq and is a predicted model, not a curated record. NCBI's taxonomy places the organism in Eukaryota, Viridiplantae, Streptophyta, Magnoliopsida, Poales, Poaceae. Gene Ontology annotation, cellular component: membrane.